AUGAUGGAACCGAACAUGACACAGAGGGCUCGAGCCGAGUACAAGAAGAAGAUUAAAGCGGCAAAGCGCAAGCUCGAGUCUGGAUGGAAACCUGGUCGAUCGAAGCGUCGAAAGCAGAAAGCUGUUGUUAUGAUUCAACGCGCAUACAGGUCGCACUUGCUACGUCAGGCCUUCCAACGUUCUCGACACAACGUGCGCUUCACGUUCUCAUCAUUGCAAGCGUUUGGCCAUGCUCGAAGUCGCCAGCAUUGGCGUAAUGUGGAUUUGAGGAGAAUGUCGCGCGAGGAACUGAGGCUUCUAGCAUUGACGCUCAAUUUACCGUCUACAGGUAAGAAAGUGCUGCUGAUAUGUCGGAUACAGCGCUGGGUGGACUUGCACGUGUUGGGCAGCGAUAUGGCCACGCAGGCUGCUGCUCGAGCGCUCGAGAACCGUCGCAAAGCUCAAGGAAGCGUCUACUUUAGUGAGGCGCAUCCUGGCGCGGAUCUCGUUGACAUCCGUCCAUUGCGAGGUCAUCACAUCACGAGCAUCGCAGCGGGCGCUGAAUCGGAUGCGGUGUACGCGCUAGAUGAGGCUCGAGGUGCUGCCUGGCUGUGUCGGACAGGAGGGUUAGCAUCACAGGUUGGGCUGUGCAGUCACGUUCAUCGACGCGAUGAGUUUGAACUUACACCGAGGGAAAGUCACUGGCUGGCCACACCGGUCUUCUUACAUACGCUACGAAGUGAGCAUGUGGAACGUGUGUAUGUAGCACGAGGCCAUGCAAUGGCACUGGCCAAGGCUGGCGAACUGUUCAGCUGGGGCGAAAAUGCACACGGAGCGUUAGGUUUUCCAGCCGAGAGCGCAGCGCAGGUAGCUCGAAACCGUGCGACGGUGGUCGGCACACUCUCUAACUACCUGGCUGUAGCUGCUGCUGUAGGAGGACACCAUAGUAUUGCUGUUUGUGACCACGUUGCAGGCCACGAUGGAGUAGUUUUCUGCUGGGGCAGCAAUUCGCACGGCCAGCUCGGAAUUAUCCCAUCAAGCUCCAGUAAACCGGCUGAGGGACCAGCCAAGCCUUCACCAACCACGUUUCCUCGUCCAGCCGUGAUGCACCAGGUACCAGCACUUCGCUCCGUUUCCGUUCGCCAGGUGGCUUGUGGGGUGCUGCACUCGUUGGCUUUAACUUCAGACGGCAAGGUGUUCUCCUGGGGAUGUAGUGAUGGGGGACGAUUGGGCCUAGGGCGACAUAUCAAGCGAAGUAGCGACGUCAACGAACCUGCUCUAGUGAAUGGAAUGCUCGCAAACCUUGUCACUCUUUCCAUUGCUUGUGGAGCGUGGCAUAGUGCGUGUAUCGCAGCAGAACCUUCCCAUGUCGGCAGCGGCGCUGGUCGAGUGUUUACGUGGGGUACAGGUGUAUAUGGCCAACUUGGCGUUGGGAAAGCUCAAGUCACUUACGAACCGCAGCCCGUGCGUUUACCACCGCGAGAACUCAACGAUGAAGUGCUCGCUACACAUAUCGCAUGCGGGACACACCACACGGCUGCGUUAACAGUUGAUAACCGGAUCUUCACCUGGGGUAGCACGCGUGCAUUUAAUGGCGUCCCGACCGAAUUGCGCUUAUCUGGUGGCGAGCGCUUUGGACGCGUUGCCUCACUCGCUUGUGGGCGCACUUUCACGGUAUUCAACACGGUUUCUCGAGACUCUGCCAGCUACGAGUGGCCUGAAGUGCCGCGUCUUUGGCGCGAUAAACCUGUCAUCAUUCCGCGCCUGGAUCUGUCGAGAGUUCCGACAUUACCGCUGUGCGCAUCCAACCCGUUGCCUCCGUUUAGCAAAGGUACCAAAGUCGUGAAAUCAUCCAGCGAACUCCCGCCUGCUGUGCGUCUUGAGCCAUUCGCUGACCGGCGCGCGCGAGAAGAGGAAGAACUUCGUGAAGCCAAACGCAUUGACGACAUUGAUAUCGAGGCAAUUGUUCACCCUUUGUGUCGACUAUGUUGGCGUUGCGAUGGUUUUCAACCGUCUCCACUGCGUUUGUGGAUGUGUCGUAAUUGUGCACAUGAACGUCAACUCCACGGCGGGAGAAAGCUUGGAGUUCGUAUGGGAGAAUACGAAGCUGUACGCAAGCUUCAGUGUCUCUUUCGUGCGCGACGAGCUCGACGUGUACUGCAACGUGCUCGUGAACAGAGAUACCAGAGAAUCUUCAGUAUACCACACAACGAGUUCUUCUAUUACAACCUAUGGCAAGGCAAGAAGUCAUGGACUCGACCAACUGAAAUCAGUGAAGAGUUUGAAGUUCCUAUCCGUGAUCCGGAUGCUUCACCGCGGAUACCACCUCCACUUACACCUCUCGAGGCAGCUAUUAAGUUACAAGCUGCUUGGCGAGGUCUUCAAGCUCGUCGUUUGACCUUGAACUUGCUGCGGGAUCGAUACGAGAAGCACUUCGAUUUGGAGAAAGAACGUGUGUAUCAUGUGCGAAAACUGGUAAGCAAGAAGGAGCCUCUGUCCAAGUUGUGGGAUCCCCCGGCACUGCUCCGCAAACGCUACGAUCUGGGCGAUCCUAUAGAGAUCCAGCGGCUAGCCAGGUUCGCUAACAUGACUCGUGACGAAGCUGCGCGGAUCGUACAGCGUGCGUACCGAUGUCAUCGAGGUCGUGAGUUUAUGCGUCGUAUACUGCGCUCACGUAUCAAGAAACUCUGGGAUGCCACGACGGGGAGGUACUAUUACUACAACGCCGCCACCAAGGAAUCGUCGUGGGAGAAACCCCGACUUCUGCUUAAUGAUGCUGACGAUGAUCUUGGCCCAAAGGUUGGACGUCACCUAGAACCAACUCACGGACGACGACGAGUCGCAGUCGCGUUGAGACCGGAGAAAUUCCACAACGAGGAGGCUGCUGCACGCACGAUUCAAGCGCUGUAUCGACGAUUCGCAACGCGGAAGAAGCUACUCGAGAUAAUUACUCGUCGAUAUCGUAAAAUGCUGGAUCCGGUGUCGGGUCAACCAUACUACUACGACAGUGUAUCCGGCACAGCAACCUGGUUCAAACCUGCAGUGUUUGGCGACUAUGAUCUCGAUCUCUUCAAUGACUCGACUGUAUCUCCCUCUGGAAGAAGAGAAAGCACGCUUGUGGCUCCUCAAUCGUCAACCUUGUACGCUGUCAGCAAGUUGCCACGCAUCAGUGAGCGAGCUCGUCUCAAGCGACAUAAGCGAAGACUACAGCGCUUACGGCAAAUGUCACGCGACGAAGCUGCUUCACGUUUGCAACGAGUGUGGAGAACCCGUCGCGCCAAAGACGAGCUGCGUGAAUUGCUGUUCGACGCGUACGAGAAGAUUUACGACCCCACCACUGAGCAUUUCUACUACUACAACCGCAAGACUGGUAUCGCAAAGUGGGAAAAGCCCGCUCUCCUCGUAGGCGACGGUCGUGACAUCAAAGAAACUAAAAUCAUCAGAAGGCGACGCUCACAUACAGUCACAGCGCCUCAUGAAGCCAAACAGGUCCUGUUCACGUUCUUGCGCUGUGCCGUCGCACGUCUUGAGCUUCAUCGUCUUCUACAAGACCGCAUCCAGAAAGUUUUUGACCCCAACUCACAACAGUACUAUUAUUUUGAUAAACUUACCGGCCAGUCCUCGUGGAAAAAGCCUGUGACGCUCAAAGGAUACGAUCUGUCUCCAGUGUAA
Messenger RNA from Phytophthora nicotianae INRA-310, 3651 nucleotides. RefSeq lists its product as hypothetical. The record is from RefSeq and is a predicted model, not a curated record. The transcript is spliced from 2 exons. NCBI's taxonomy places the organism in Eukaryota, Oomycota, Peronosporomycetes, Peronosporales, Peronosporaceae. The coding region runs from base 1 to 3651 and encodes 1216 amino acids. Gene Ontology annotation, molecular function: protein binding.